Molecule: messenger RNA, 1029 nt
Organism: Eremothecium gossypii ATCC 10895
Lineage: Eukaryota; Fungi; Ascomycota; Saccharomycetes; Saccharomycetales; Saccharomycetaceae
Gene: ELO3
Product: fatty acid elongase ELO3
Exons: 1
Coding region: 1-1029 (342 amino acids)
Biological process (GO): sphingolipid biosynthetic process; fatty acid elongation, monounsaturated fatty acid; very long-chain fatty acid biosynthetic process
Cellular component (GO): endoplasmic reticulum membrane
Molecular function (GO): fatty acid elongase activity
Source: RefSeq, marked provisional
AUGGACAGACUACAGCAGGCGACAGCUCAUCUUCAGGGCAUCGCGGAUUAUGUGAGAGGGCAACCAUUACUACGUGUGGGGAAGCCAACGGUAGACCGGCCGUUCGGAAUCCAUCUGUGGCCGCUGUUCUCUGCGGCGUUUGAGCGGGUGGUGGGCUAUCCCGCGGAGUCGUUCCGGUUUGUGAAGCAGCAAACUUUCAUGGCCAAUGGGUGGCAGGCGCUGGUGGCGAUUGUGGCGUACUAUGUAGUGAUUUUCGGCGGGCAGGCGGCGCUGCGCGCGGUGCGCGCGCCGCCGUUGCAGCUGAACCGGCUGUUCCAGCUGCACAACCUGCUGCUCACGCUGGUGUCUCUGGUUCUGUUGCUGUUGAUGGUGGAGCAGGUGGUGCCAAUGGUGUGGCGGCACGGUUUGUUGUGGGCGAUCUGCGCCCCGGGGGCGUUUGCGCCGAAGCUGGUGACGCUGUACUACCUGAACUACCUGACGAAGUACCUGGAGCUCCUGGACACUGUGUUUCUGAUUCUGAAGCGCAAGAAGCUGCUGUUCCUGCACACGUACCACCACGGCGCGACGGCGCUGCUGUGCUACGCGCAGCUGCGCGGCCACACAUCGAUUGAGUGGGUUCCGAUCUCGCUGAACCUGGGUGUGCAUGUGGUGAUGUACUGGUACUACUAUUUGUCGGCACGUGGGGUGCGUGUAUGGUGGAAGGAGUGGGUGACGAGAUUGCAGAUUGUGCAGUUCCUGGUGGACCUGGCGUUUGUGUACUUCGGGACGUAUACAUUCUACGCGCACAAGUACUUUGACGGGGUGCUUAGCCACUGGGGUAGCUGCUACGGGACUGAGGACGCGGCUGCCUACGGCUACUUGAUUCUGACCUCCUACCUGUUCUUGUUCAUCUCGUUCUACAUCCAGUCGUACCGCAAGGGAUCGGCCAAGAAGGAGGAGGCGAAGCCGGUUAAGGCGGCGGUAGACGCAGCAGUGAAGGUGACUGGAUCCAAGCAGGGCAGCAUCCGCGCCUCGUCCAGAAAGGCAUGA